This is a messenger RNA of Castor canadensis (American beaver), 2317 nucleotides long. RefSeq names its product recombination signal binding protein for immunoglobulin kappa J region (gene Rbpj). The record is from RefSeq and is a predicted model, not a curated record. Gene Ontology annotation, biological process: regulation of transcription by RNA polymerase II. NCBI's taxonomy places the organism in Eukaryota, Metazoa, Chordata, Mammalia, Rodentia, Castoridae. Gene Ontology annotation, molecular function: DNA-binding transcription activator activity, RNA polymerase II-specific; RNA polymerase II cis-regulatory region sequence-specific DNA binding. Gene Ontology annotation, cellular component: nucleus.
GAGAAGGCUGCGAGCAGGAUCCCCUACUCCGCAGGCGGCGCGAGGCGUCUCGCUCUCCGUGGCGGCUGCGAGGGGAGAAGGAGCGCGGGGGCUGGGUGGAAUCGAGGAGCGAGGAAAAAGAGAAGGGGCGGGGGAGAGGGACCAGGGACAGCAUCGGGGGGAAUCUCGCGAGGGUUGGAGUUUUGGCGAGAGUUUGUGGAAGAUGGCGCCUGUUGUGACAGGAAUCUGACAACCCUGGAUUAUAUUCACCAUUUUGCCAUUUCCAGACUACUCUUUUUGAAGCGAAAUAUGAAGCAUAUAUCCAAUAGAAAACUCACUUGGACUGUUGAAAAAAAGAAAAUAUAACAGCAUUGGAAUAUCCUGUAGAAAGCUGAAGGGAAGCUCAAUGAAAUUUACAAGUGACCAAAUUCUCCAUCUCUGAUUGUGACUAAAGUGAAGUGGUCUCAUUUUUGACAGUGUUUGAUGUCAUUGAAAUUAUGAGACUAUCAUUCAAAUGGAAGCAUUAUAGUUCUUCGGAACCAUUAUGAUCUCAAAAGGAAAGAAUGAUACAGAUACACUGGCUGAGGUGUUUUGAGGUGCAUCGAAGUGUUCCAAGCUGUGACUUACCUUAACAUGUUCUUGAAGUACCAUGGCGUGGAUUAAAAGUGUGGUAGAAGUGAAUCAACCCAGAGAGAGUGCUGAAUUCAGGAAAUUUGGUGAGCGGCCUCCACCCAAACGACUCACUAGGGAAGCUAUGCGAAAUUAUUUAAAAGAGCGAGGGGAUCAAACAGUGCUCAUUCUUCAUGCAAAAGUUGCACAGAAGUCAUAUGGAAAUGAAAAAAGGUUCUUUUGCCCGCCUCCAUGUGUGUAUCUUAUGGGCAAUGGAUGGAAGAAAAAAAAAGAACAAAUGGAACGUGAUGGUUGUUCUGAACAAGAGUCUCAACCAUGUGCAUUUAUUGGAAUAGGAAAUAGUGACCAAGAAAUGCAGCAGCUGAACUUGGAAGGAAAGAACUAUUGCACAGCCAAAACAUUGUACAUAUCUGAUUCAGACAAAAGAAAACACUUCAUGUUAUCUGUAAAGAUGUUCUAUGGCAACAGUGAUGACAUUGGCGUGUUCCUCAGCAAGAGAAUAAAAGUCAUCUCCAAACCUUCCAAAAAGAAGCAGUCAUUGAAAAAUGCUGACUUGUGCAUUGCCUCAGGAACUAAGGUGGCUUUGUUUAAUCGACUUCGAUCCCAGACAGUUAGUACCAGAUACUUGCAUGUAGAAGGAGGCAAUUUCCAUGCCAGCUCACAGCAAUGGGGAGCGUUUUACAUUCACCUCUUGGAUGAUGACGAAUCGGAAGGAGAAGAAUUCACAGUCCGAGAUGGUUACAUCCACUAUGGGCAAACAGUCAAGCUUGUGUGCUCCGUUACUGGCAUGGCACUCCCAAGAUUGAUAAUUAGGAAAGUUGACAAGCAGACGGCAUUGCUGGAUGCGGAUGAUCCUGUCUCACAGCUGCAUAAAUGUGCGUUUUACCUUAAGGAUACAGAAAGAAUGUACUUGUGCCUUUCUCAAGAAAGGAUAAUCCAAUUUCAGGCCACUCCAUGUCCAAAAGAACCAAAUAAGGAGAUGAUAAAUGAUGGAGCCUCCUGGACAAUCAUUAGCACGGAUAAGGCAGAGUACACGUUUUACGAGGGGAUGGGCCCGGUCCUUGCCCCAGUCACCCCUGUGCCUGUUGUAGAAAGUCUGCAGUUGAAUGGCGGCGGGGAUGUAGCAAUGCUUGAACUUACAGGACAGAAUUUCACUCCAAAUUUACGAGUGUGGUUUGGGGAUGUGGAAGCUGAAACCAUGUACAGAUGUGGAGAGAGUAUGCUCUGUGUUGUCCCAGACAUUUCUGCAUUCCGAGAAGGUUGGAGAUGGGUCCGGCAGCCAGUCCAGGUUCCAGUAACUUUGGUCCGAAAUGACGGAAUCAUUUAUUCCACCAGCCUUACCUUUACCUACACACCAGAACCAGGUCCACGGCCACACUGCAGUGCAGCAGGGGCAAUCCUUCGAGCCAACUCAAGCCAAGUGCCCCCUAAUGAGUCAAACACAAACAGCGAGGGAAGUUACACAAAUGCCAGCACAAAUUCAACCAGUGUCACAACAUCUACAGCAACAGUGGUGUCCUAACUACCGUCUUCUGUUGGGACUUAAACUGACUUGAGUGUGGCAGAAAAUUGACAAAAAACAAAAAGGAAGAAAAAAAAUGAACAAUCUUUUGUGGUUUCUUGGGAAAACUUUUCAUACAAGGUGAUGUUAUUCAAAAACCCUGUUUGCCUGCAAGUGCUGAUUUGAAAUGCAGAAGCCACAGUAAAA